Hylaeus volcanicus is the source of this 1716-nucleotide messenger RNA. RefSeq lists its product as uncharacterized. The transcript has 6 exons. The coding region runs from base 721 to 1455 and encodes 244 amino acids. The record is from RefSeq and is a predicted model, not a curated record. NCBI's taxonomy places the organism in Eukaryota, Metazoa, Arthropoda, Insecta, Hymenoptera, Colletidae.
CGGCAAACCAUCAUCGCGCGUGGGUCGUGUGCUUCCGUUAGUCGCGACCAGCGGGAAAAUGUGACGAUUCAAAAGGUUCGCCGACCUGUCGUUCGUAUCGUCGCGGUAUGAUCUCUUAAGUAAAUUAACCGUUCAACUGUGGACGACGCAAGACGACACGUUAUCCGUCGAAAUAGUCACGAAUAAAAGGCGAUGCGUCGCGAGCGAUGCGAAUCGAAUUUUCGUUUGCAUGGUGUUCAGUGUCGUGUGUUCCCUCGGUUUUGUGUAACAGUGCUCAGUGUUAUCGAAUAAUUAUAGUCGCGUGGCUGGUUGCCCGGAGCGUGCGAGAACUCCUUACAUCGGUUUCUUCGAUGUGAGAUUUUUUUACCAUGGACAUUGAGAAAGACGUGUCGGUAUGUCUUCGUGUAUAUUGACUCGAGGUCGAAAGUCCUUGAGUCCGAAGUUUUUCGGGCAUUUAUCUUGAUCGCGUGACAGUGGAGAAGGAACUCAAGGAAAGUUCGAGGAGUCUCUCGUUGGAAAUAUUCAGACGUCUGCCGUAUGUCAUCGUUCAUAGCGCUUCGUUGAAGUUUCCCAUCCGUAGCUGGAGGACACGUACACGACGAGCGACGAUGAUUCUUCAGCGAGUUUGAACAAAAUCCACCGACCAGACACUACCACGCGAUCGAAUCGAUUAGGCGUAAGAGAACGAGAAUAUUUUGGGUGAAAAAAAAAACAAAUAAAAUGGCGCUGACGCCGUCGCGUUGUCGCGGCGAUUGCGAAAAUCUUAGCGAGGAGGUCGCGAAUCAAGACGAGGUGGCAAACGGUGGUAAUUUCGAGCCACUGAGCGACUCCUGCGGCGAGAGCGACAUGGAGGGCCUCGAUCUCUCUCUGUUCGAGCCUCAGGUCGACGUUGCUUCCUGGUGCGACUCCCGGAUUCACGCCGGCACUCUUCAUAUCCUGGUCCAUUACUGCGAGGCCGAAUGCUGCGUCGGCGAAGCUGCCGGGGAGGCGUGCUGGGAACCGUGUUACUGCGUCCUCCUCCAGGACGAGCAGACCCUCACGGCUUACAGGAGCGAGGACAUGGCUCUGUUCGCCGGGACCGCCUGUAUGUUCAAGUCUCACAACAAGUUGGGGGAUGCGAUGUUCGUCGAGCUGCCACGUGUUCGAUUGGACGGCGGUGCACGCGCUUUUCGGCAGCAUUGGGGUUACGAAUCGCGGCCCCUGGCACCUCCGCCGCCUCUGAUCGAGGAAGACGAGGCCGCAGUUGAACCAGAAACGGUCAGCCUCAGGGAAGCCAACACCGCGUCUCCGAUAGGUAAGUUGAAAUCGCUGUCCUUACCCAGGUGUUUUCCGCCAGAAAUAACGAUGGAGCAACACGACAAAGGUAAAGAUAUCAAUCGAUCAGCUGUGAAACUGAAUACGAAUGAAUUACUAAUUUUAUUCAACAACAGAAACGAUGUCUGGUGCUUACGCUAAUUAUAAAUGGGAUUGUUCCGCGAGAACGCAUCAGUGCGUUCCCUCGAUAAUCGAAGGUUCGACUGUCUUUAUUCGUACUUAUGAAUAAAUUAACCUAGGGAACAGCUGUGGUUAAAACGUUCUAUCGUCUAAUUUUAACAAAAAUAAUUCAGCGUGUGAAUUGAAUACCUUUAUUGACCUCUAAACUAGUUUCCUCUAAAUUGAAAUAAUAGGUUCUCACGUACUUUGUUACAUAGUUUUCAUUGUUAUCGGGUUAAAACG